Molecule: messenger RNA, 681 nt
Organism: Suhomyces tanzawaensis NRRL Y-17324
Lineage: Eukaryota; Fungi; Ascomycota; Pichiomycetes; Serinales; Debaryomycetaceae
Exons: 1
Coding region: 95-448 (117 amino acids)
Source: RefSeq, a predicted model, not a curated record
CAACACGGGCCCUGGGCCAGGAUCUGGCUACUCCAACAACCUGGUGAUGACGAGCACCACCUAGCCACCAAUUGCUGGGCUUACAUCCCCGAGCAUGUGUACUAAAUCAACGCAGUUAGUCAGCAUUUGUAGCCAGCCAGACCCUGCGGCACCGGGUUUACCCGACAAAUGCGAGCCAACGAUCUGCCACCACAAAAACGCCGGCCACCACCCGAUUCGGCGACACUGUCCACCAUCAAGCCAUGCUUACUCCACUCCGUCGCUGUCAACGUCCACUGGCACAGUGGCCCAGUGCCCCAGUAGCCUGUCAGCCAGGCUGUCAGUUGCUAUGACGUCGCUGGCAGGCGCAUCCGAAAUGCGUUACGCACAAUCACCGUUAUUUUGCCCCAACGGUGCAACGUCUGCUCCAGCCAAGACUCCCCUGGCCGCACUGGAGGCGGGUGCAUAAGCCAUGGCCUCGUCGUGGUGCGCCUGGCGCAGCUGCCACUGUUAGGCACUCCUGGCGCCAAGUACCUCGCGGUGGUCGCUUAUACCGGUCGUGCCUGGGGCGCAAAUACCGCUAGAAAAAAACUACCAAAGGAUUGUGGGCCACGGCCAAUCCAUGCACCAACGCUGAACUGGGCUUGCUUUACUGGGACGUUGCCACAUCAGCAGAACAGGUUAUCAGGUCGACCAAGAACA